GGACAAACCAAUAUUUCCAUUUGGUUGUAUCUCUUUUAAUUUUCCGGAACCCACCCUAAGCAGAAACGCAGUUCGACCAGUGGCUACACAAUCCCUUGUUCGUCUUCAACCUACGCUGCCUCGCAUCUCUGUUAGAUUUAGUUCCAGCUCCAACUUCCAUUGAAUAAAUCUGAGGACCAAUCACGUCAGCGUUCUCUCUUCAUCACACCGGCUUGCCUGAGCACAGCGUGGAGAAAUACAUAUAAAAUGUUGGCUAAAGGUAGGAAAGUUGCUGGCAAGGGGGAGACAGUGGUUGCCCACUAUGCUUUUGGCCAACAUGAAGAUGAAGUGAUCAUAAAACACAGACUUCUAACACGUACAACAACCACAAGGGGUGAACCUCCACUAAAGAAACUUCAAAAGAAACUUACUGCUUUUGUCUUGGAGGCAGAGAAGGAAGCUGAUAACUUUGAUGACUGUGAAAGACUUGCCAAGGCUUUCUUGCAAGAGCUAAACACUUUUGAGAUUCCGCUCCUGAAAAGCAGAGCAGUCAUUGAUGCAAAUAUUAGGGAGAAGGAGAAUUUCAAUGACUUGAAUGAUGAAAUUAAGAGGCAGAUUUUACAGACCCAGGCUGACAUAGAAGAUCUGAAGAAGCAACUGGAGGAAAGCAAGAUAGAGAGGCAGCAUAAAGAAGAGUGUGAGGCAAUUAGGAAAUUGAUUGCAAUGCAACCUGCCAGAUCAGAGACCCAAAACAUUAUCACAGAACUAGAGAAGGAGAUUUUAGCGUUAGAGGCAGAGAAUACAGCUAGUUCAAGAACAUUGGAGCUGCGGAAAAAGCAAUUUGCUCUUUUGCUACAUGUGGUUGAUGAGCUGCAAAACACGAUAGAGGAAGAACAGAGGAGUUUGGUUGAGGAGAUGAGGACGGCAACAGAUGAUCAUAAGAAUGCGGUGGUGGAGGAUAUCGCCGCGGUGCCUGAAUCAAUGGCUGUAGAUUAGAGUGCACCUUUGUCUUCUUCGGUUGUACUCUUUUACUUCCUACUGACCUCAUUGAUGCAGGUACAACACUUUUAGGAUGCCCUCAGACAUUGGCUCACCGUGUUCGAAUAUCCAUUUGAGGAUAAAUAGGAGUGUCGGCUUGUUGAUACGCAAACGAAGGGUGGGUCACUGCAUUUCUGAGGAGCACAAUACUGAGUUUUGAAAUCUUAGAACUACUGAAAUUCCAGUUGCUUGUUGAAGGAUGGUUUGGCUUUUCUACUGCUGUACGAUUUCAAAUCUAAUAUGGCAAUGUCAAAAAUUUGAAGUUCAAUUGGUUGGAGGGAAAUAUUUUCCCAAAAAAUUUCAAUUCUAAUUUCCUACUUUUGAUGAUAUAACUGAUAAGAAAAUAUUUGUCUUUGA
Molecule: messenger RNA, 1374 nt
Organism: Cuscuta campestris
Lineage: Eukaryota; Viridiplantae; Streptophyta; Magnoliopsida; Solanales; Convolvulaceae
Source: the annotation of a GenBank genome assembly